GCUCCGACCUUGCAGCGGCGCAGCGCGCGAGGGAGGCGGGAGGAGCAGCGGGCGGAGCCGCGCUGAGGGAGCGCAGCGCCGCGAGCCGGAGCGGUCUCCAAUGAGCCGCGCCGAACCUGCGGUCCCAGCCACACAGACCCGCUGCGCGCCCCCGUCCCCGGGCUCACCUGGUGCCAGGUAGCAGGUCUGGCCUUGCCCCACAGACAAUGAUGGCCUUGCCCCGGUGAGGUACAGCCUGCGCUUGGACACCCGCCCUCUGCCAGCCAUCAGGAUGCGGCUGUGGAAGGCGGUGGUGGUGACCCUGGCCUUCAUGACCACGGACAUUGGUGUGACCACGGCGAUCUAUGCCUUCAGCCACCUCGACCGCAGCCUGCUGGAGGACAUCCGCCACUUCAACAUCUUUGACUCGGUGCUGGACCUCUGGGCUGCCUGCCUAUACCGCAGCUGCCUGCUACUAGGGGCCACCAUUGGUGUGGCCAAAAACAGCGCCCUGGGGCCCCGGCGGCUGCGAGCCUCAUGGGUCGUCAUCACCCUCGUGUGCCUCUUUGUGGGCAUCUACGCCAUGGUCAAGCUGCUACUCUUCUCAGAGGUGCGCAGGCCCAUCCGGGACCCAUGGUUCUGGGCCAUCUUUGUGUGGACGUACAUCUCGCUCGCUGCCUCCUUCCUGCUCUGGUGGCUGCUGUCCACUGUGCGGCCUGAUGCCGAGGCCCUGGAGCCCAGGGCUGGUGCCGAGGCUGAGGGCUUCCACAGGGAGGACCGGCCACCUGCUGAGCAGGCAUCUGGGGCCACACUGCAGAAACUGCUCUCUUACACCAAGCCUGACGUGGCCUUCCUUGUGGCUGCCUCUUUCUUCCUCAUAAUGGCAGCUCUGGGCGAGACCUUCCUGCCCUACUAUACAGGCCGCGCUAUCGACAGCAUUGUCAUCCAGAAGAGCAUGGAUCAGUUCAGCACGGCUGUCGUCGUCGUGUGUCUGCUAGCCAUCGGCAGCUCAUUUGCCGCAGGUAUUCGGGGCGGCAUUUUUACCCUCAUAUUUGCCAGACUGAACAUUCGCCUCCGAAACUGUCUCUUCCGCUCGCUGGUAUCUCAGGAGACAAGCUUCUUUGAUGAGAACCGCACAGGGGACCUCAUCUCCCGCCUCACCUCGGACACCACUAUGGUCAGUGACCUGGUCUCCCAGAACAUCAACAUCUUCCUGAGGAACACAGUCAAGGUCACAGGCGUGGUGGUCUUCAUGUUCAGCCUCUCAUGGCAGCUCUCCCUGGUCACCUUCAUGGGCUUCCCCAUCAUAAUGAUGGUGUCCAACAUCUAUGGCAAGUACUACAAGAGGCUCUCCAAAGAGGUCCAGAGCGCCCUUGCCAGAGCUAGCAACACAGCUGAGGAGACCAUCAGCGCCAUGAAGACGGUCCGUAGCUUUGCCAAUGAGGAAGAGGAGGCAGAAGUAUACCUGCGGAAGCUGCAGCAGGUGUACAAGCUGAACAGGAAGGAGGCGGCGGCCUACAUGUCCUAUGUCUGGGGCAGCGGGCUCACACUGCUGGUGGUUCAGGUCAGCAUCCUUUACUACGGGGGCCACCUCGUCAUCUCAGGGCAGAUGACCAGCGGCAACCUUAUCGCCUUCAUUAUCUACGAGUUUGUGCUGGGGGACUGCAUGGAGUCCGUGGGCUCCGUGUACAGCGGCCUGAUGCAGGGUGUGGGGGCUGCUGAGAAGGUGUUCGAGUUCAUUGACCGACAGCCGACCAUGGUGCAUGAUGGGAGCUUGGCCCCAGACCACCUGGAGGGCCGGGUAGACUUCGAGAAUGUGACCUUCACCUACCGCACUCGGCCCCAUACCCAGGUCCUGCAGAAUGUCUCCUUCAGCCUGUCCCCAGGCAAGGUGACAGCCCUUGUGGGGCCCUCAGGCAGUGGGAAGAGUUCCUGUGUUAACAUCCUGGAGAACUUCUACCCGCUGCAGGGUGGCCGUGUGCUGCUGGACGGCAAGCCCAUCGGCGCCUAUGACCACAAGUACCUGCACCGUGUGAUCUCCCUGGUCAGCCAGGAACCUGUGCUAUUUGCCCGCUCCAUCACAGACAACAUCUCCUAUGGCCUACCCACUGUGCCCUUUGAGAUGGUGGUGGAGGCUGCACAGAAGGCCAACGCCCAUGGCUUCAUCAUGGAGCUCCAGGAUGGCUACAGCACAGAGACGGGGGAGAAGGGUGCUCAGCUGUCAGGCGGCCAGAAGCAGCGGGUGGCCAUGGCCCGGGCCCUGGUGCGGAACCCACCUGUCCUCAUCCUGGAUGAAGCCACCAGUGCUCUGGAUGCAGAGAGCGAGUACCUGAUCCAGCAGGCCAUCCACGGCAACCUGCAGAAGCACACAGUGCUCAUCAUUGCGCACCGGCUGAGCACUGUGGAGCGGGCGCACCUCAUCGUGGUGCUGGACAAGGGCCGUGUGGUGCAGCAGGGCACACACCAGCAGCUGUUGGCUCAGGGAGGUCUCUAUGCCAAGCUGGUGCAGCGACAGAUGCUGGGGCUUGAAGCCCCCUCAGACUACACGGCUAGCCACAAGGAGCCACCUGGGAACGGUAGUCACAAGGCCUGACCAUCGGCAUGGCUUCUCCCAGUGGGGCAGAGACCCCAUGCCUGCCUGGCACAUGUGCCCGUGGGACCCUGGCAGCCCCUAGUAGCUGUCCACAGCCAGGCUGCAACACUGGAGGGUGACCUGCCACGUCCCAUGUUUCACUGCUUCCUGCAUCUCGCCUCCUUCCACCCUCUUCCCGAGGGCACCUCCAGCCCCAUGCUGCCAUCGGCCUCCCUGUCCUAGUCUCCCCACCUGGCCUCCCAGGCUGUAGUAAAUGUAGAGCCACCUUUUUAAAUCAAGACCUUACCAGGUUUUUUUACUGCUUGGUUCAAUUCACUCCAGUCAACUCCUAGAUUUCAAAACCAUUUUUCUAAUUAGGACUAAUGGUGGUAAGUUCACCAAGAUGUUCUAGAAACUUCUGAGCCAGGAGUGAACUGCCCUUCCCAAAACCUGGGGGAUGUCAGGAGAGAACUAGGCCCUACCCUUCACCCCUCCAGAGAAGGGACUUCCCUGUCUCAAGCCAGACAUAGGAGCCAGGUUUUCUUUCUCUCUCUCCGCCAGCUCCGUGAGUCAGGCCAGGGUGGGUGCCAGAGCGUCCGUUUGCCCGUUACCCCUCCCAAUCAAAGCCAGUCUCACUGUGAACCACUACGAACCUCAACAGGGGAGUGAGGCGCUGGCCAGGCCUGGGGGUCCUCCAGAUGCCCCCAGCCCUGCACACAGCGCUUUAGCCCCUUGGCCUGCCUCGCCCCUCCCCCUGGCUGGCAGCCUCCCUUCAUGUCCACCUGCUGCUCUGCUGUUUGGAGGCCUCUGGUUGUUUGCAAGGUGCAUUCUCUCCUUGUUUGUGAUGGGACUGUGGCAAAGCCCAGGGUCCAGCUUUGUCCAGGGUUGCUGGAUAUUGGAAGAGUCCGGUCAAUAAAGUGUACUACCUCUGACCUCU
Molecule: messenger RNA, 3488 nt
Organism: Castor canadensis (American beaver)
Lineage: Eukaryota; Metazoa; Chordata; Mammalia; Rodentia; Castoridae
Gene: Abcb9
Product: ATP binding cassette subfamily B member 9
Biological process (GO): transmembrane transport; peptide transport
Cellular component (GO): lysosomal membrane
Molecular function (GO): ATP binding; ABC-type oligopeptide transporter activity; ABC-type peptide transporter activity
Source: RefSeq, a predicted model, not a curated record